This is a messenger RNA of Spodoptera littoralis (African cotton leafworm), 534 nucleotides long. Lineage: Eukaryota; Metazoa; Arthropoda; Insecta; Lepidoptera; Noctuidae. The record is from the annotation of a GenBank genome assembly.
AUGCUCCUAGCACUCGCCUGUCUUAUCGCGACCGCGGCCGCCGCGCCUGCCACUUACGACCAGCGCCAGGAUGGCGAGGUCAACGUGCAAGCUGACGUCCAGAACAUUCUGCUGCUCGUCGCCGUGCCCAAGAAACUACCAAUAAACCUGUUUGAUUUACUCUCCAAGAGCAACAAACCUCUAGACAGGGACCAUGAAAUUCAGGAAAGGUCGGACGUCCGUGUGAUGGAAGCUUUUGUAGAACCUAGUACACCGUAUCGCGUCGAGAUUGGAGCAGCGGACAGGUCUGCGAGCGACGGGCGUGCAGUCGAGGUCGUGAUCGCUGGCCGACGCCGCCUCGAGGCUGACCCAGACGAACAGGACGAGUUGAAGCUGUUAGGAGCAACGGAAAACUGUGGGCCGGAGCGCAUGCGUGACCCUGUGACCCUCAUGUGCCAGGACCGAGCACCCUCCGAGGCCAGCGCCGAAACUAUGGACAAAGAAGACAAAGUAGAACCACAACAGACACCAGAAGUAGUUGUCGUUUCGUCAUAG